This is a messenger RNA of Enterospora canceri, 300 nucleotides long. NCBI's taxonomy places the organism in Eukaryota, Fungi, Microsporidia, Enterocytozoonidae. The record is from the annotation of a GenBank genome assembly.
AUGAAAUUCAUAGAAAUUGGCAGGGAGGUGGCCAUGCGUAGGCUGGAUCAGAGAGACCACAGGGCAGUGGUGACUGGAAUCAUCGACAACAAGUUCAUUGUGGUACAGAAGCAGGACAGGAGCAAUGAGGUGAUUCGAGUUGAUGACAUUGUUCUAUGUGAUAGGGUCUAUGAAGUGGAUGGGCUGGAGGCAGCUGGGUUCUACAACGAGGAGAAGAAGGAGGAGCUGAAUGACUUCGAGAGGUACAAGAGGAACUUGACAGUGAGCAUAACAGAGGAACUGCUCAGAAAAUCAGAAUAA